Messenger RNA from Tigriopus californicus, 1251 nucleotides. RefSeq lists its product as uncharacterized. The coding region runs from base 178 to 1218 and encodes 346 amino acids. Gene Ontology annotation, cellular component: mitochondrial nucleoid. The record is from RefSeq and is a predicted model, not a curated record. The transcript has 2 exons. NCBI's taxonomy places the organism in Eukaryota, Metazoa, Arthropoda, Copepoda, Harpacticoida, Harpacticidae. Gene Ontology annotation, molecular function: DNA polymerase processivity factor activity. Gene Ontology annotation, biological process: mitochondrial transcription; transcription elongation by mitochondrial RNA polymerase.
UGCAAGCAUUUUGAUAAGACGAAAGGAACAAAGUCGACCAGUCAUCAUUUAUGCUAGUAAAAAUGGUCACCCAGACUCCACGCAUGUGGCGGAAAUCCAAAUGAAAACAAACCUUCCAUGAGAAUUCUCAGAAUAUAUUUUAACACCGACUUGAAUGGCAUAUGUUAACAAUAGAUCAUGGCCUUAUUAAAAACUUGCGGAAUGAUGUGCAGUGCCCACAUUUUGAGACCCUGUCAUUUGAAGCCAGUGCAAGUUCGUACUGUCGUGAAAAAUGUCUAUGAGAUGGUGGAUUAUAAAAGUUCGUUUAGUGAUCAACAGAGGGACAUUAUAUUAAAAACCAUUAAUGAAAGUGACAGUGCCGAUCAAUUGGUGGAGAAAGGGGUGGCUAAAUCGCAAUCCGCCAAAAUCUGGAGUCAUCUCAAUCAACAUGGACCUUUCCAGAAGAUUGAGCAACUUUUGGAUGUAAAACGCUUCAAUGUGUCAACAGUGGAAAAUUUAGGCAAGAAGAUCUUAUUAAAACGAGAAUUGGCGCCCAGAGAAAUGGAGUCCAGCCAAUCGCAAGAAGAUUUGUCCGAACUCAUCGAAGCCAAGACCAACGACAAUCUAGCCAAGCAGGUUCGGCCUCCACUGAAAAUCGCCCUCAAGGAACUCCAUACACCCAAGUCCAUCUUGGCCCUCAAAUACAAUCUGAAGCACUUAUCAUUCAUUCAUAUGAGCUCUUCAUCCCCAUCGUCCAUCUUAGCUUGGGAUUGCAUACCGAUUUUCACUGGUAACUUCGGUAACGCCAACUUCGAGCCAUUCAGGAUCUACGAAACUUGUCAAGAGGUUUUCAGUACUUUACCCAUAGACGACAACAUGGUUUUUGUGACUGAAAACGAAGUCCGGAUCACCGACAAAGAUCCCUACAUCCAACUCAAAGUGCGAACCCUUCAGAUCCAGGCCUCUUUAAUGGCCUUAUUGAAUCAAGGAGGCCCGAAUCGGGUGUUCAAUCUCAGGUCCAUGGUGACGAAUUCAAUGUACAAUCUCAAAAUGGGCAAUGAUCGGGUGCUGGUCGGUGAUCUGGUCCGGAAUAUGGUGCAAGAUAAUCGAAGUGAGAUCGACCCUUUGGCUUUGCGGAACUUUGCCAAUGUAACAAACUUGAAGCAAAGGGAACAAAUGGCCAUGACCUUUUUGGUGGGCGAGGCUUUCUUAAAGAUACUCCGACAUGUUUCAGAAUAGAAGUGAGAGUAUGUAUUGCAAGGAGAAAGAGAU